Camelus dromedarius (Arabian camel) is the source of this 10265-nucleotide messenger RNA. It is a transcript of the gene ASPM, whose product is annotated as assembly factor for spindle microtubules. Gene Ontology annotation, cellular component: spindle pole. Gene Ontology annotation, biological process: mitotic cell cycle; establishment of meiotic spindle localization; spindle organization. Gene Ontology annotation, molecular function: calmodulin binding. The record is from RefSeq and is a predicted model, not a curated record. Bases 149 to 10087 code for a protein of 3312 amino acids. Lineage: Eukaryota; Metazoa; Chordata; Mammalia; Artiodactyla; Camelidae. The transcript is spliced from 28 exons.
UCUGUGGGGCCGCUGCUUCCCCGGCGUCCCGGCCUCCGGACAAGAAAGGGGGCGAGCUCGCUCCAGGUCUCCGCGGCUCCCCCGAGGGGACGCGGUCGGCGUUCCUGUAGGUGCCGCUCGAAGAAGCCUGGCAGGGCCCGAGGCCGCCAUGGCGACCCGGCGUCGGGGGCGCGGCUGCUGGGAGCGGAGCCCGCCCGAGCGGAGGCCGCCGGCGGGGCUGCGGGGCCGCCGGGCCGAGGAGGAGGCGGCGUCCCCAGCGGUCCUGUCCCUCAGCCACUUCCGCAGGUCGCCCUUCCUCUGCUUCGGGGACCUGCGCCUGGGCGCCUCGCGGACACUGCCUCUGGUCCUGGACAACCCCAACGAGGAAGCGGCGGCCGUGAGCCUGUCUCGCGUCCCGGCCGCAGAGCUGGGCUUCCGAGUCUCUCCGAGCACCUUUGUGCUGCAGCCUAAAGAAAAAAUUGUUAUUUCUAUUACCUGGACACCUUUGAAAGGAGGCCGAGUAAGAGAGAUUGUGACAUUUCUUGUAAAUGAUAUUCUUAAACACCAAGCUAUAUUACUAGGAAAUGCAGAAGAGCAGAAAAAGAAAAAGAGGAGUCUUUGGGAUACCAUCAGUAAGAAGAAAGUGUCAGCUUCCUCAAGUCGUAACAAGGAGAUUUCAAAUAUUCAAAAUGUUAAUAAAACAUUUAGUGUUUCCCCCAAAGCUGACAGAGUUAGGAGCCCACUACAAGCCUGUGAAAAUCUGGCCAUGAGUGAAAGCUGUUCCCCAAUAGAAAACAAUUCUCUAAUCCUUGAAGGAAAUAAAAUACCUAUAUCACCUAUUAGUCCCGCAUUCAAAGAGUGCCAUGGAGAGACUCGCGUGCCACUCUCUGUGCGUCGGUCUACGACCUACACGUCCCUUCCUGCAGCUGAGAACGGGGGGCUGUUGGAAGUAGCAGGUGCCAACGUUUCCAGAGAUUUUCAUUUUAAUGAGAAAGUCCUAACUGAAACUUCCUUUGACUCCGUAAAUAAUGUCAAUGGCCAAAUUGAAGAGAAUAGUAAACUAAGUCUUACCCCAACUUACUCUUCAACUUUGAACGUUACACAAAGCCAAGGAAAUUUUCUAAGUCCAGAUUCCUUUGUGAAUAAUAGCCAUGCGGCUUAUAAUGAACCAGAAUUAGUGAUCCAUCUUUCACCAGAUACGUUUGUCAGUGGUAAUUCAAGGUCUGUACAUUUGGAAUCAAAAAGUGUACAUGAAAUUUACCAGACAAUUUUAAGUCCAGAUUCUUUCAUAAAGGAUAAUUAUGGACUAAAUCAUGAUGUAGAAUCAGAGACAAUUAAUCCAACUCUAUCCCCAAGUCAAUUUGUAAAAGAUAAUAUGGCCUAUGUGUGUAUAUCUCAGCAAACAUGUAAAUUAUCACCAUUAUUAAAUGUAAAUUCUCAGGCCUCACAGUCUCCUCAAGAUGGGAGAAAAAAUGAAGUUUUACCUGGUAUUCCUGAAUGUCAGGGUUCAAAAUCUCCAAAAGCUAUUUUUGAAGAAUCCAAAGUUUUAGAAAUGAAGUCAGACUGUUACACUUUUAAAAAACAGGAUCAGCCUAAAUUUUCUGUAGUUCAGGUUAUUCCCAGUCACGGCCACAAUAAACCACUUAAGAGACGUCCAAUACUUUCUGCCACUGUUACUAAGAGAAAGCCCACCUCUGCCAGAGAAAACCAAACGGAGACUAAUAAACCAAAGGCAAAAAGGUGUCUCAACAGUGUAGUGGGUGAAUGUAAAAAAGAAAUAGAUGAUCAAAACGAGAAAGAUGAUUUUCAUCCUUAUCUUCCAGCUACAGAUCCAAUGCUAAGUAAACCUAAGAAUUAUAAAAAUGUAGUAACUCCUCCCCCAAAGAUAGCUUCAGUUGCUCGUAAAAGAAAGAGUGAGGGAAACACAGGAGGUGAAAAUGUAAGAGUUACAGUCACAGAAUACACAGAAGUGCAAGAAAUCAAAAGGAUCCACUUUUCUCCUGUGGAGGCUAAAACCUCAGCUGUUAGAAGCACGAGAAGAGUGAUAACGUCCACCUCGCGUCGUGGGCACAACAGGGGGAAGCUGGACCUGAAGAAGAAGACUGAUUCAUUAGGAUACAGAACUCCUAAUUCUAAAACAAUCAGAAGGACAAGACCCAUUGUUCCUGUGGCGCAGUCUAAUUUGACCUUCAUAAAGCCACUAAAAACAGGUAUUCCUAGGCACCCAAUGCCGUUUGCUGCAAAAAACGUGUUUUAUGACGAACGCUGGAAGGAAAAGCAGGAACAGGGCUUUACUUGGUGGCUAAAUUUUAUAUUAACGCCUGAUGACUUCACUGUGAAAACAAGUAUUUCUGAAGUAAAUGCUACCACUCUUCUUCUGGGAGUAGAGAGUCAACAUAAGAUAAGUGUCCCUAGAGCUCCCACCAAAGAUGAAAUGUCGCUUAGAACGUACACUGCUCGGUGCAGGCUGAACAGAUUACGCCGUGCUGCGUGUCGCUUGUUUACGUCUGAGAAAAUGGUUAAAGCUAUGAAAAAGCUUGAAAUUGAAAUUGAAGCUAAGCGGUUAAUUGUUCGAAAAGACAGACACCUCUGGAAAGAUGUGGGAGAACGGCAGAAAGUCCUGAACUGGUUGCUGUCAUAUAAUCCUUUGUGGCUACGAAUCGGCCUAGAGACCAUAUAUGGAGAACUCAUCCCUUUGGAAGACAACAGUGAUGUCACAGGGUUGGCGAUGUUUAUUCUGAAUCGCUUACUUUGGAAUCCUGAUCUUGCAGCGGAGUUUAGGCACCCAACUGUUCCUCAUCUGUACAGAGACGGUCAUGAAGAAGCUCUGUCUAAGUUUACACUGAAAAAGCUGUUGUUGUUGGUUUGUUUCCUUGAUUAUGCGAAAAUCUCCAGACUGAUUGACCAUGACCCUUGUCUCUUCUGUAAAGAUGCUGAAUUCAAGGCUAGUAAAGAAAUCCUUCUGGCUUUUUCACGAGACUUCCUGGGCGGUGAAGGUGACCUUUCCCGUCACCUUAGCUUAUUAGGAUUACCUGUGAACCAUGUUCAGACACCAUUUGAUGAAUUUGAUUUUGCUGUUACAAAUCUUGCUGUCGACUUGCAGUGUGGGGUGCGCCUCGUGCGAAUCAUGGAACUUCUCACACGAAACUGGAAUCUCUCAAAGAAACUCAGGAUUCCUGCAAUAAGUCGUCUUCAAAAAAUGCACAAUGUUGACAUUGUUCUUCAGAUUCUCAAGUCCCAAGGAAUUCAGCUGAAUGAUGAGCAUGGAAAUGCAAUCCUAUCUAAGGAUAUCGUGGACAGGCACAGGGAGAAAACUCUGGCGUUGCUUUGGAAAAUAGCCUUGGCUUUUCAGGUGAAUAUUUCCCUUAAUGUAGAUCAGUUAAAGGAAGAAAUUGACUUUUUAAAGCACACACAGACCAUGAAGAGAGCAGUGUCUGCACCGCCAGGCUGUUCUGAUGGCCGUGUCAAUCAGGAGAAGGACAGAAGGCGCAGCGCUUACCUUGAACAGCACAGUGAAAGCACAAAACUCCUAAUGGACUGGGUGAAUGUUGUCUGCGACUUCUACAAUAAGAAAGUGGAGAACUUUACAGUGUCUUUCUCAGAUGGCCGUGUGUUAUGUUACCUGAUCCACCACUACCAUCCUUGCUACGUGCCUUUUGAUGCUAUAUGUCAGCGUACGACUCAGACCGUGGAGUGUGCGCAGACUGGCUCAGUGGUGCUAAAUUCCUCGUCUGAAUCUGAUGAGAGUUCUCUGGAUUUGUCUCUUCGAGCAUUUGAUCACGAAAAUACUUCAGAACUAUACAAAGAACUCCUUGAAAAUGAAAAGAAAAAUUUUCAGUUGGUCAGGUCCGCAGUCCGAGACCUUGGUGGAAUACCUGCUAUGAUCCAGCAUUCAGACAUGUCGAACACGAUUCCGGACGAAAAGGUGGUUAUUACCUAUUUGUCAUUUCUCUGUGCAAGGCUUUUGGAUCUUCGCAAAGAAACGAGAGCUGCUCGACUAAUACAAACAGCUUGGAGAAAACACAAGCUGAGAGAAGAUCGAAAGCGCCAUCAGGAGAGAGACAAAGCUGCAAGAAUUAUUCAAUCAGCUGUAAUUAAUUUUCUAACUAAACGACGAUUUGAAAAGGAGAUUAAUGCGGCGUUGCUCAUUCAGAAACACUGGCGAGGACUGUUAGCAAAGAGACAAUUGUUAAUGUUAAAAAAGGAAAAACUAGAAAAAGUUCAAAAUAAAUCAGCAUCCGUUAUUCAGAGAUGUUGGAGAAGAUACUCCAGUAGAAAACAGUUUCUGAAAUUGAAACAUUAUUCAGUCAUCCUGCAAUCUAGGAUAAGAAUGAUAAUUGCUGUUGCUUCUUACAAACGAUAUCUUUGGGCCACAGUUACAAUUCAGAGGCACUGGCGUGCUGUUUUAAAGAGAAGGCACGAUCAAGAGAGAUACAAAAUGCUAAAAUCAUCAGCCCUUGUAAUCCAGUCUACGUUCAGAAGAUGGAAGCAACGCAAAAUGCAAUUACAAAUAAAAGCUACAAUAACAUUGCAAAGAGCUUUUAGAGGAUGGCACGUCAGGAAACGCGCCAGAGAGGAACAAUCUGCCGUGGCCAUACAGUCGUGGUAUAGGAUGCACAGAGAAUUACGGAAAUACAUUCACAUUCGAUCUUGUGUUGUCAUCAUUCAGGCAAGAUUUCGGAGCUUUCAAGCCCAAAAGUUAUAUAAAAGGAAAAAGGAGGCUAUCCUGACUCUCCAGAAGCACUGCAGAGCGCACCUGAGGGGCAAGGCGGAGCGCGCCAGCUACCUGCAGAAGCGGGCGGCAGCCCUCCGCCUGCAGGCGGCUCUCCGCGGGAUGCAGGCGCGGCGCCUGCGCAGACAGGUCAGAGCCGCCCGGGUCCUCCAGUCGUACUGGAGAAUGAGGCGCGACAGACUUCAAUUUCUAAACCUGAAGAAAGCUGUCAUCAGAUUGCAGGCACACGUAAGAAAACGUCAACAAUUGCAGAAAUACAGGAGGAUGAAGAAAGCCGCUCUUGUAAUUCAGGCUCAUCUUCGAGCUUAUAUUUCCGCCAAGAAAGCUCUAGUAUCUUACCAGAGGACACGUUCAGCUGUCAUUGUCCUGCAGUCUGCCUAUAGAGGGAUGCUAGCCAGAAAAGAGUUUAUUCACAUCCGCACAUCUAUUAUAAAGAUUCAGUCAUAUUACCGGGCUUAUAUUUCCAGAAAAAAAUUUCUGAGGCUAAAACAUGCUACAGUAAAGUUACAAUCAGUGGUCAAGAUGAAACAAACGCGCAAACAGUAUUUACAUUUAAGAGCAGCUGCGCUAAAGAGAGAAGAAUGCGAGCGGGUGUCCUGCAUCAAACUGCAAGCAUUUGUCAGAGGGUACCUGGUCCGAAAGCAGGUGAGGUUGCAGAGAAAAGCUGCCGUUUCCCUGCAGUCUUAUUUCAGGAUGAGAAACAGGCGGCAGUCCUACCUGGGAAUCCGUAAAGCAGCUGUCGUCAUUCAGACUCACUACCGCGCGUACAAAGCACAGGUCAGUCAGAGGAGGGACUUCCUGCGAGUCAAAAGAGCCGUCACUCGCUUGCAGGCCGCUUACAGAGGUUACAAGGUGCGCCAGCUAGUCAAACAGCAACGGAGAGCUGCCCUCCAAAUUCAGGCUGCUUUCCGGGGCCGCCGUCAAAGGGCGGCAUACCACGCUGUGCUUCGGUCCGCCCUCAAGAUUCAGAGAUGGUACCGGGCGCGCAAGGCUGUUUCUGACACAAGAACAUGCUUUUUAAAGACAAGGGCAGCUGUGAUUUCUCUGCAGUCCGCUUAUCGCGGCUGGAAGGUUCGGGAGCAGAUCAGACGGGAGCAUCAAGCGGCCGCGAAGAUUCAGUCCGCUUUCAGAACGGCCAAGGCCCGCAAGGCGUUCAGGGCGCUCCGAGCGGCCGCUCGCGCGGUCCAGCAGCACCUGAAGGCCCGGGCGGCCGGGCGGAGGCUGCGCACCGAGCUGGCGGGCCUGCGCCGGGCGGCGGUGGUGCUGCAGGCCGCGUGGCGGGGCCGGGCGGCGCGGCGGCGGCUGCAGAAGCAGCAUGACUGUGCCGUGGUCAUACAGGCGCACUACCGCAUGCACGCGCAGCGGCGGGAGUGGAGAGCCGUGAGGAGAGCGGCCUGUGUGAUUCAGGCGCGCUACCGGGCGUACAGGGCCGGAAGGACACAGCGUCACUGGUAUCUGAAAACGCGAGCCGCGGUAGUAAUCUUACAGUCGGCCUACCGGGGUGUGAGAGUGAGGAGGGAAAUGAAGGAGCGCCACAAGGCGGCGGCCACCAUCCAGGCGAGGUACAGAGCUCACCUAACCAAGAAGAAAUAUGCAACCUGCAGAGCGUCAGCUGUUACAAUUCAGAGGUGGUAUCGAGAUACCAAAAUUGCGCACCGUCAGCGUCAGGACUAUCUGAAUCUCAGGAAGGCAGCAGUGACAGUGCAAGCUGUUCACAGAGGUGUUAGAGUGAGAAGGCAGAUUCAGCGUAUGCACGCGGCAGCCACCUUUAUUAAAGCCGUGUUUAAAAUGCAUCAAUCACAGUUGAGAUACCGGGAAAUGAGAACAGCAGCUGUGGUAAUUCAAGUCAGAUACAGAGCGCAUCAUCAAGCUAAAACUCAGCGCGCAGAGUACCUGACAAUUUUGAAAGCCGUUAUUCUAAUUCAGGCCAGUUUUAGAGGAGGCAGAGUUAGGCAGACCCUGAGAAAGAUGCAGACAGCAGCGACGCUCAUCCAGUCCCACUUCAGAAGACACCGACAGCAAACUUACUUUAAUAAGUUAAAGAAGGUGACAAAAACGGUGCAGCAGAAGUACCGGGCAGCGAGGGAAAGGAACGUACAACUUCAAAGAUACAACAGACUGAGACUUGCCGUAAUCUGCAUUCAGGCUGCUUUCAGGGGGAUGAGAGCCAGGAGACACUUAAGAGAGAUGCACUCAGCCGCAGCUCUUAUUCAGAGGAGAUUUAGGACUCUGAUGAUGAGGAGAAGUUUCCUGUCUCUCAGGAAAACUGCCGUGUGGAUUCAGAGAAAAUAUCGUGCAAAUGCUUGUGCAAAGCAUCACCUACAACAAUUCCGACGGCUCCAACAGGCAGCCAUCAAGAUCCAGUCGUCGUACAGAAGGUGGCUGGUGAGGAAAAAGAUACAGGAGGUGCACCGGGCUGCCACCGUCAUCCAGGCAGCUUUCAGGACGCUCAGAACACGUGCCACCUUUCAGACUUGGAAACGCGCCUCCAUUCUAAUUCAGCGACGUUACAGAGCGUACAGAGCUGCAAAACUGCAACGAGAACUUUAUGUCAGACAAAGGCGUUCUGCAGUGGUCCUUCAGGCUGCAUACAGGGGGAUGAGAGCAAGACAGCUCUUAAGGGCAGAACACAGAGCUGCUGUCAUAAUACAAAGCACAUACAGAAUGCACAGGCAGUAUUCUUUCUACCAGAAGCUUCAGUGGGCUACAAAAUUAAUACAAGAAAAAUACAGAGCAAACAAAAAGAAAGCUCUUCAACACAACGCACUCAAAGCAGCAGCCUGUGUGCAAGCGGAUUUUCAGGAUACGAUCGCAGGGAAACAGAUUCAGGAAUGGCAGCUUCAGGCUGCCAUCACUGUUCAGAAGCAUUUUAAAGCCUUUAAAGUUAGGAAGCACUAUCUCCACUUUAGAGCAAAGGUGAUUUUUGUUCAGAGGAGAUACAGGGCGCUAAGUGCGGUGCGCACCCAGGCAGCCGUUUGUAUACAGUCCCAUUACAGAGGUUUUAAGGCACGAGCCGGUAUCCAGCGUAUGCACCUGGCGGCCACACGAAUUCAGUCAUCCUACCGAAUGCACAGGGCCAAAGCUGAUUAUCAAGCAAGGAGAACGGCGAUCGUGGUUAUACAGAAUUAUUACAGGUCAUAUGUCAGAGUGAAAAUGGAAAGGAAAAGGUUUUUAGCCGUUCAGAGAUCUGUUCGAACUCUGCAGGCCGCUUUUAGAGGUAUGAAAGUUAGACAGAAAUUAAAAGACAUGCCCGAGGAAAAGACGGCAGCCCUCACCACCCAGCCCGCGUCCUGCUGUUCUGGACCUGAAACUCGGCGUGAAACCGGUCAGAGCUCAGCACUUGGGAGUCCCAGGCUGCGUGGGGCCCCUCUCACUGGUCCUUUACAGGAGGCAGAGCGUUGUUCUCAAAGAAAGGCUGCAGUUACAAUUCAGAAAGCUUUCCGUAAAAUGGUCACAAGGAAACUGGAAACACAGAAGCGUGCUGCCGUACGAAUUCAGUCCUUCCUUCAGAUGGCGGUGCAGCGGAGAAGGUUUGUGCAGCAGAGGAGGGCUGCUGUCACUCUACAGCAGCGCUUCAGGACCUGGCAAGCCAGGAAGCAGCUUUCACCUUACAGAGAAGCAGCAGUGGUUUUAAAAAGUCACCACAGAGCCUUUUUGUCUGCAGAACAUCAAAGAGAAGUUGAUUCACAAAUAAGGAGCAGUGUCAUCAUUAUUCAAGCUAGAAUGAAAGGAUUUCUACAGAAACGGAAGUUUCAGAAAAUGAAAGAUAGUGCCAUAAAAAUCCAGACUGUGUGGAGGAGACAUAAAGCCAGGAAGUAUUUAUGUAAAGUGAAAGCUGCCUGCAAGAUUCAAGCCUGGUAUCGGUGUCGGAAAGCGCGCACAGAGUACCUGGCCGUUCUGAGCGCCGUCCGGACCGCUCAGGGCUGCGUCCACGCCAGACUGCAGAGAAGACGGUUUUUGAAUAUGAGAGCAUCCACAAUUAUCAUUCAGAGAAAAUGGAGAGCUAUACUUUCUGGAAGAACAGCUCGUGAACAAUUCUUAAUGAUGAAAAGACAUCAGGCUGCUUGUUUGAUCCAAGCAAAUUUUAGAGGGUAUAAAGGAAGGCAGGCCUUUCUCCGGCAGAAGUCUGCUGCUCUGACCAUACAAAGAUACCUACGAGCCAGGAAGGCGGGGAGGUGUGAAAGGAGGAAAUAUGUUGAAUUAAAGAAAUCUGCGCUUGUUCUGCAAGCACUGACUUUAGAAGAGAAAACCAAGACGAGGCUUCUUUGCUUCACAGCAGCUGCCUUUUACCACCUGUCUGCUCUUAGGAUUCAGAGAGCAUAUAAACUUCACGUGGCUCAGAAGAAUGCAAAUAAUAAACAGGUUAACUCAGCCAUCUGUAUUCAGAGGUGGUUUCGAGCAAGACUGCAGCAAAAGAGGUGUCUUCAGAAAUAUCAUAGCAUCAGAAAAAUUCAGCAUGAAUCUCAAAAUUGUAUAAGCCAGCAAAACAGAGCCGCGUCAGUAAUACAGAAAGCAGUACGCCGUUUUCUCCUCCGUAGAAAGCAGGAAAAAUUUAAUGACAGAAUCACUAAAAUUCAGGCAUUGUGGAGAGGGUAUUCCUGGAGGAAGAAAAAUGACUGCACAAAAAUGAAAGCUAUUCGGCAGAGACUUCAGUGUGUUAACAGGGAGAUUCGGGAGGAAAACAAGCUGUACCACAGAACCGCUCUUGCUCUCCAUCACCUCCUGACGUACAAGUACCUCUCUGCUAUUCUCGAGGCGCUGAAGCACCUCGAGGUAGUUACUAGACUGUCUUCACUUUGUUGUGAGAACAUGGCCGAGAGUGGAGCGAUUUCAAAAAUAUUUGUCUUGAUCCGAAGUUGUAAUCGUAGCGUUCCUUGUAUGGAAGUCAUCGGAUAUGCUGUGCAAGUCUUGCUUAAUGUCGCCAAGUAUGAGAAAACGGCUUCGGCAGUCUAUGAGAUGGAAAACUGUAUAGACACACUGUUGGAGCUUCUGCAGAUGUACCAGGAAAAGCCCGGUGACAAAGUUGCAGACAAGAGUAGAAGCAUUUUCACGAAAACUUGCUGUUUGUUAGCUGUUUUAUUGAAGACGACAAAUCGAGCUUCUGAUGUUCGAAGUAGGUCCAAAGUUGUUGACCGUAUUUAUAGUCUCUACAGACUUACAGCUCAUAAGCAUAAAGUGAACACUGAAAGAAUACUUUGUAACCAAAAGAAGAAUUCUUCCAUGAGCAUUCCCUUCAUUCCAGAAACGCCUGUAAGAACCAGAACAGUUUCAAGACUGAAGCCAGACUGGGUUUUGAGAAGAGAUAAGGUGGAAGAAAGCAUGAAUCCUCUAAAAGCUAUUCAGAUGGUGAUGGACACGCUUGGCAUCCCCUGUUAGUGACGCAGACGUUUCAGAGUGGGCAGUGAAAGAAGCUUAAAGCUGGUGACACGCACCUAAAGUGUCUUUUGCUCUCUUUGUACAGCUUUUAAAAUCUGACUUUGUAUUAAACUUAAAAAAGAUACAUAACAAAUAAACUUUAUACCCUUGGUUUCUUUUAUUUAAUAGCUUUACGCAU